Cynoglossus semilaevis (tongue sole) is the source of this 1861-nucleotide messenger RNA. Its product is annotated as cilia- and flagella-associated protein 221-like. Bases 1 to 1365 code for a protein of 454 amino acids. Gene Ontology annotation, biological process: cilium movement; motile cilium assembly. The record is from RefSeq and is a predicted model, not a curated record. Lineage: Eukaryota; Metazoa; Chordata; Actinopteri; Pleuronectiformes; Cynoglossidae. Gene Ontology annotation, cellular component: 9+2 motile cilium. The transcript is spliced from 2 exons.
AUGGAUGCUGGGAAACCACAGCUGCUGAGAAGUCAGCGGCGAGCAGAGGUGGCACCAGAUGUCACCACCCACGCCGGGGUCGCCAAAAUAUUGUUCCAGCGCGACGACAAACUCCACUCCCUGGUCCUGAAGGAAACCAAGAGGCUGAAGGAGGAGUCCUUCGUGAGACGCAUUCACAGAAAUGUGGAGGAGCAGACGAGCGGGUUUUCCUUAAACGGGAUCAAAUGGGGCGCGGUUCAACGGGAGGGAGACUCCGACGGCGGGAAGUCCAAACUUCACUCCCGUCGACUGUUGUAUGAACCCGGACCAACCUCAGAGGGGGCGCCCUUCUUCCACCUCCACUCCUCCUUUAACUUGGAGUUGAGACUUCGACUCCUCAGACUCUUCCAGCAGGCGGCGCGUAAGGUUGUGAUGCAGUGUCGUGUACGCCGCAGGUUGGCUGCGUUGAAGAAGCUGCAGAAGAACCUGGCAGUGGUGAAGAAAGUAAAGACGGAGACGGAGACGCAGAGGGACGCGAUCUCGCCCGACAAAGUUCAUCCGUUUCAGUUCCCACUUUUCUGCAGCAAAAGCGAUCUUCUGUCCCACAGUGAUGUCCUCGCUCUGUCCGUGGACCCUGUGGACAUGUCCGUGGACCCCGUGGACAUGUCCGUGGAGACGUCCGUUCCCUUCUUCAAGCUCCAAGUCGCCCAGCACUCGGAUCUCAUGGGCUACCAACCCGUCUCCAUCCUGAAGGCGUUGGACUCCUGUGCUCCCACCCCGUUAACCAGACCCCUCAGAACUGGAUCUUUGGAGGGUUCUGAAGAUCAGGAGGAACCCAGAGCGGAGGAGAAACCUCAGCCUGAAGCUGUGGACGAAGCAGUGGAAACGUUGUGGUCCACGACCCUCAGCUUCACCGCCCCAGCAGCUCUGCUCACACCAGGUCCCGUCAACCCUCUCAGGGUCUUCAACCCGGCUCCCGGCCUGCAGGCGCACAAACCCAGACCCAGAUAUAUGGAAGGUGACGUCGAGGUCCACGUGUGUCCCCGGUCCAGUUACUCCGUCUCCGACAAUAAGACAACGGACAAAAGGACACAAGUUGGGCAACAUAACUUGCUGGAUCGCCAUGAAGUGAUCAAAGGCAUCAUGUCGUGGAAGAACUUCGACUCGUUCUUCUUGAAGUCUCUCUCCGAGGCUCCGGAGAACAGAGUCGUGCCGCGGAACGUCGACUACGACGCAGACGUCCUUCCUCUCACAGCACCUUCUCCUCUCACUGCUAAAGAUGUGACACCAACGGUCGACUUUGAUGUUGAAGUCCCUGGGAUCCAACUCACACCCGAAAUGAUCCGCGCAGAGUUCUUGUCCUCCAGACUUCCCACUUUACGAUAACUGUGCUGGAGAUUUUACGAAAUUCGCCUGAAAACCGUUACUUUAUUUUACAGCAAAUCAUUUGUCUUUGUUCAUCAGAACAGUUGUAUAUGAUUCCAAUAGGUGGCGGCAGAUUGCUAUAAAAACAGAAAAAAAGGGGGAGCGCGUUGGUAAAGAUCUUGAUGUGUGUCUUUAUUCAAUUUCUGCAGGUACAUCAGUGCUGUGUUCAACUAAACAGGACCAGGUUUCACACAGAGUAACUACGCUGUGAGUAGUUUGGAAAAUGAAUUAAAGUUUGCCGUAAAUUCUUGCUAAAGAAGGAGUCAAAAUAUUGACAUUAAACCAAGAACAAUUUCUGUUGCAGUAACUUCCUUUUCCUUCUUUGGGUUUUUGUGGAAAAAAGAAGUUGAGUUGAAAUGACAAGUUAAUUGUGAAAUAAAGUCUAAUUCUCUGGUCCUUUAUUCUCCGUGCCCUUCACUUCAAAGCAGUAAACAGCAGGCGGUUCAAACGCCCCGCC